UUGUAUGGAAUGGAUGGAUUUAAUUUGACCAUGAUGGAUUUAAUUUGACCAUGAUGGAUUUAACAGCUAGGCUAAUCAGAAUAGCCUAGGCUACAUGUGGUUUUACUGCUUUCAGUGUUGUUAUGUUAAAAAUCCGUGACCUAGCUAACUGGUUGUCGGGGUAGUCAGGUGAGUUUUGGCGUGGGGCCAUGGGCAGUGGUGAAAUUAAGUAGGCUACAUUAAUUGUUUUCACUAUUCGACAAUCCAACCAUCAUCAUGGACGGCGGAGUGAUCGUAGUUACCAAUCCCACUGUGAAUGUGCGCCUAACCAGCUCCAUCUCCUCCUUUGAGGUGCAGCGCAGGUUUGAUAGAGGGAUUACUAUAGCAGCACUGAAGGGAAAAUUGGAGAUGAUUCUGGGCGCAUCUCCCUCCUGCAUGGACCUGGAGUUGUUCAGUGUCUCUGAUAAGUUCAUGCAGAAAAUGGACAACAAUGAAGCUUUGCUGGGUUCCUAUCCUGUGGAUGAUGACUGCAGAAUACAUGUUACUGAUAGAAGUGGUCAGAUGAGCGAGUUCACGGAUGUUUCCAAAGUGGAGAAGUUUCAACUCGCAGAUGAAGACUAUGAUAAGAGAACAGAUUCAGCAAGGUCAUUCAAGAAGAAACAACGUCUGGGUCAAUUCAAUGAGGAAGAAAUGGCCAAGAAGAAAGCUGAGAUUGCUGCUCGGGAAGAGAAACAUAAGGCUGCAGCUAAUGCCAUUUCUGUUGGUAGCAGAUGUAAAGUGCAGGUCACUGGGCAACCCACGAAGCUUGCCACAGUCAUGUAUGUUGGUACAGCAGAUUUCAAGCCAGGCUACUGGGUGGGUGUGAAGUACGAUGAGCCCCUGGGAAAGCAUGAUGGAAUUGUUGACGGGAAAAAAUACUUUGAAUGUGAGAACAAAUACGGUGGAUUUGUGAAGCCCUUGAGUGUGACUGUUGGAGACUUUCCUGAGGAGGAUUACGGUUUAGAUGAGAUGUAGGACUGUAAUAGGACAAAGUGGGGUAGAGUUUUUCUGCCCUGAAAUUUGAGCGUCAACCGUAUCCAUUCACCAACCAGAGAUGAAGGAAAGUCAAUGUCACUGUAAUAAAUGAAAUUUCUGUUUUGUGCUUCUCUGGAGGGCAUGAUCCAAAGAGCUGUGUCUAAAGGUCUUUUAGGUUCAAGUUCUCUCUCACUAACAUUGGCACAACCUGAUAGAGGUGAAUAUCAGGUAGGAAAUCUCUUGCUGCGCUGGAUAAGAUGAUAGUAUAGAAUAAUCACACCAAUAAGGUUAGAUAAAGGAGGGGGGUUUGUUGCAUGUAAGGCAGCAUAAUAAAGGUUAGUAUGUGGUCCUUCACGUCAUGCCCCUCUGUUCAUUUUAGCUUGCUUUAGUAGUACUUGUUGCUGCCAAGCCCUCUCAACAUGGGAGUCUAAAUCUAUAAAUCUAAAAGUCUGCAUUGACAGUUUUAGAUAACAUUUCUCUCAUUUAGUUUGUAUCAGUUUGUACCAAGAUGAUUGUAUAUAAAUGUUUAAGUUAACUGUAGUCUGAGCAUUUUUUGAAGACUGUACAUUGCUGAGAUAGUGGUCAAAAAAAAAAGAAACUCCUAAAAUACUUUGACACUAAAUUAAAAAGCAGCAUUGUACCGUGUAUUCCAGACUAACAUGACGUGACGUGCAUAUCUUCAUUUAAGGUAAGCUGGAGAAAUGCUUUCCAAUCAUUGAUUAAAAUCAGUGCUUGAUAGUCAAACACAUUCCACCAUAUUUCACUCAGGAUUGACAGUUAAGAAAUUCCCAGUUCAUGAGGAAAGAACAACAGUAGCCUCAACAGUCCAUAGUGCAACAAAGCUGUUUAGAGCAACAUAGGUGUAUACUGUCUGGAAUAUGAGUGAAAGUAUGCAAGGGUACAUAUUUCCUCUCUAAACAACUUUAAAUUUCAAUUUGUGUGUAUGUACAACCACAUUUUUAGGUUUUACAAGUGGUUAUAAGGAAUUCCAUUUUAUUUUUCUGUGACUGAAUUCCUCCUAAAUUGUGUGCACUUGAAUAACAUUCAAUUUUAUUCAGAACCUAAAGUUAAAGACUGCAGUUCUAUAUAAGUAUGACACAUAGAUUUCAUGGAGUUUAAGUACAAUCUCUUUUAGCACUUUCCAAUUUCUAUCCGUUUAUCCUAUACUGUAGCAUUACAGUCAUUUAUGGGAGAUGUUAAAUUAUGAAACAUACCUGUUUGUUUCCCAUCUGUAGCAAAUUUACUUAAAAUAUUUGAUUAGAUACAGGUUGGCCAUCGUAAUAUUUGAAAACGCAAGGAACAGCAAAAAAUAUAAAAUGUUCACUCUCCAGUUAACUGCCUCUCUCCAUUAUAAUCACCACAACAACACAAAUGAAUAAUCUGCCUUAUUUGUGCUUUGGUUUAUAUUACUGGUCCAAUACUGUUAACGUUUUUUUUUCUUCUUUUUUCAUCAACUAAAGUUUACAGAAGAAAUGUAAAUUAAUUAUUUUUGUGGUUUCUUUUCAUUACCACACAUAAAAAUGUAGUGUUCUCUUUUCCUUUUUUUAAAACUGUUCAUCUAAGGUGCUGGUGUUACUAUGUGGCGAAGGAUAAUGCAUAAUUAAAAUGAUUUGCCAAUACA
Molecule: messenger RNA, 2614 nt
Organism: Perca flavescens (yellow perch)
Lineage: Eukaryota; Metazoa; Chordata; Actinopteri; Perciformes; Percidae
Gene: tbcb
Product: tubulin folding cofactor B
Exons: 7
Coding region: 256-993 (245 amino acids)
Biological process (GO): cytoplasmic microtubule organization; post-chaperonin tubulin folding pathway; tubulin complex assembly
Cellular component (GO): cell cortex; microtubule plus-end; nucleus
Molecular function (GO): alpha-tubulin binding; microtubule plus-end binding
Source: RefSeq, a predicted model, not a curated record